CGGCGGCGGAGGUCGGGGGAGCUGGCGGCCAGCGGAGGCUGCGAGCGCUGAGACGGCAGCAGGGCCGGGCAGCGCCGCCAGACCCUGCUCUCUCCCAGGCCGCUGCGCACACGUGCGAGGGGCCCACCCCUGGGUCCAGAUGACACUCAUGCCGACGGUGAUGGCGGUGACCCAGCCAAAAUGGGUCUCAGUCUGGGGCCGCUUCCUGUGGGUGACGCUGCUGAGCAUGGUGCUGGGCUCCCUGCUGGCCCUGCUGCUGCCGCUGGGGGCCCUGGAGGAGCAGUGUCUCACUGCGCUCAAAGGCUUCUACCUGCUCAAGAGCAAGCUGGAGAGGGCAGAGCCUGCCGUCACCAAGUGCACCAGCCUGUCCACAGAGCUCAGUGUCACCUCCAGGGAUGCAGCACUGCUGGUGGUCAAGACCAAGGCCUCUCCAGCAAGCUGGAAGCCAAAGCAGCGCUGAACCAAGCCCUGGAAAUGAAACGCCAGGGCAAGCGGGACAAAGCCCACAAGCUCUUCCUGCACGCCCUCAAGAUGGACCCGGGCUUCGUGGACGGACUCAACGAGUUUGGCAUCUUCUCGGAAGAGGACAAGGACAUCAUCUGGGCAGACUACCUGUACACCAGAGCGCUGACCAUUGCGCCCCAGCACGAGAAGGCGCUGGUCAACCGUGACCGCACGCUGCCGCUGGUGGAGGAGAUCGACCAGCGGUACUUCAGCAUCAUCGACAGCAAGGUGAAGAAGGUCAUGGCCAUCCCCAAGGGCAACUCCGCGCUGCGCCGGGUCAUGGAGGAGACGUACUACCACCACAUCUACCACACGGUGGCCAUCGAGGGCAACACCCUCACCCUCUCGGAGAUCAGGCACAUCCUGGAGACCCGCUACGCUGUGCCGGGGAAGAGCUUGGAGGAGCAGAACGAGGUCAUCGGCAUGCAUGCGGCCAUGAAGUACGUCAACACCACGCUGCUGUCGCGCGUCGGCUCCGUCAGCAUUGGCGACGUGCUGGAGAUCCACCGGCGGGUGCUGGGGUACGUGGACCCCGUGGAAGCCGGCCGCUUUCGCACCACGCAGGUCCUGGUGGGCCACCACGUCCCGCCCCACCCCCAGGAGGUGGAGAAGCAGAUGCAGGAGUUCAUCCAGUGGCUCAACUCGGAGGACGCCAUGAGCCUGCACCCGGUCGAGUUCGCGGCCCUGGCCCACUAUAAACUCGUCCACAUCCACCCCUUCGUCGACGGCAACGGCAGGACCUCGCGGCUGCUCAUGAACCUGAUCCUCAUGCAGGCGGGCUACCCGCCCGUCAGCGUCCGCAAGGAGCAGCGGGCCGAGUACUACCACGUGCUGGAGGACGCCAACGACGGCGACGUCAGGCCGUUCAUCCGCUUCAUUGCCAAGUGCACGGAGACCACCCUGGACACCUUGCUCUUCGCCACUACAGAGUACCCUGUGGCACUGCCAGAGGCCAGACCCAACCACUCUGGGUUCAAGGAGAUGCUGCCUGUGAGGCCCUAACGCUGUACAUCCUCCCCGGGUGGCAAGAGUUGUCCCAAGUGGGGAACAAAGUCAAAGAAACUCAGCACCUCUAGAAACCUAGUCAUCUCCCAGAGCAGGAGGAGAUGGGUAAGGAACUUACACAUUCUUUACCUCCAAAUGUUUCUUUAAAGAAGAAAACUAAAUUAUUAAGCCUUGUCCCUAAGAUAACUUAUAACUGGGCCAAGUUAUUUAUUUCCUUUUGAGCUGGUAAAUGUGUGGCGUCAGCUGUCUGUGCUGGCGGCCCUGAUCCUUGGGGUGGUCCCAACAGGCUUUGGGGGCAUUCAGUGCUCCUUGUAUGACCAGAACACAGGUUCUGGAGCAGAAUUUGCACUAAGAUGGGGAGUUGUGGGAUGAGGUCUGGAGGAGUAACUCCUUCCAGCCCUUUCUGGAACUGGCUGAGAGGGUCUAUGACUACCUGGGAAGUCGGCACGGUUCUAAGACACAACUGAAAGCGUUCUUUCUUCCAGGUGUUGGCUCCCCUAUGAAGAGGUCAGUGUAGUGACUAACUCUUAU
This is a messenger RNA of Hippopotamus amphibius kiboko, 2040 nucleotides long. RefSeq names its product FIC domain protein adenylyltransferase (gene FICD). Bases 181 to 1506 code for a protein of 441 amino acids. The transcript has 3 exons. NCBI's taxonomy places the organism in Eukaryota, Metazoa, Chordata, Mammalia, Artiodactyla, Hippopotamidae. The record is from RefSeq and is a predicted model, not a curated record. Gene Ontology annotation, molecular function: protein binding.